CAGCUGUGAUCAUGACUAUUCACGAUUGCUUUGAUCAUUGACGUGUGAGUCACCAAGAUCCACAUAAACUCGCUGCUGAGUUUCCCAAGAAGAAAAGUGAACCAUCAUAAAUAUGGUGCCUGUUCUUACCCUCUAUAUACCACCUUAAUUUGAGAUCAUAAUCUUCCAAGUUAUUGUUCUACACCUAGAUAGGUUUCUUCUCUUCCAAUCUCUCUAACCCUAUUUGAAGUGCCUUUUGUUCAGUUGUUUUCUAUAAAGCUCCGAACCAACUUCUCAUCUCCUCGUUAAGGUUUUGUUGUUUUUCUUAUAUAUAAGAGUCAAAUUUAUAGCAUUGUGGAUCAAUAUGGCACCACAUGGGGAGUCUAUUGCUAGCGCUUACGCUAAGACAAACGCCUUCUCCAAGCCACCAAGACUCUCAAAUGACAAUCUUCAUCGAACAAAAUCUGAUAUCUCUUUUGAACUAAGCAAAGAAGCAAUUGAUAUCAAUCUCCCACCAAUAUCCGAGGUUGAAGAUGCCAAAUGUGAGUGUUGUGGCAUGAGUGAAGAGUGCACCCCUGAGUAUAUUGAUCGUGUUCGGAACAAGUUCCUAGGGAAGUGGAUAUGUGGGUUGUGUGCUGAGGCAGUGAAAGAAGAGAUGGAGAAAAAUGGAGGCCACAAAGAGGAGGCUUUGAAUGCACAUAUGAGUGCUUGUGCGAGGUUUAACAAGUUUGGUAGGGCUUAUCCAGUUUUGUCUCAAGCUGAGGCCAUGAGGGCGAUCUUGAAGAAACGCGCGAUAAGGGCCAAAUCGAUCAGUCCUAAAGGUGCUCAAAAGAGCGGGAUUGCAAGGAGUUCAAGCUGCAUCGCAGCAAUUACAAGAGACGUGAAUUAUCUAAAUUUGAAAAAAUGAUCAACGUCCAUCUUUUCUAACUAGCCCUUGAACUCUUUAGGAUUUUGUUUUUUCUUCCUCUCCUUCCUCUCUCCACUUCAGGUUUCAGUUGUUAAAUAUUUUUAAUUACCAGUUAUGCUGCGGACCAACCUUUCGUGUUGCCUUGCAACGGUUUUUUGGGUUGAUCCAAACCUGUUCUAUCCUUCUGAACCAAGGAGUAUUUUUCUUCCCUUGGGCAGUUUUUAUCCACCUUCUAUUAAUCUACCCUCUAGGGUUUCUCUAGGUGGCCGGAUGAUCAGAUUCUCCUACCUCUUAUACCCUUUAUUAUGGCUAUUUUAUGACUUCCAUCAAAACUUCUUAUCAGGGCUGUUUUAGGAUUGUUCCAAAUCCUCUCUUCUUCCUGCCACUUGUGUUAGCCACCCCCAUGACAUGAAUCCUUGACUAGCAUUUGGCUAUAGAUGCCAAACUCUGGCCAAUUACAAGGGUAACAUAAUUUGCCAUCUGUAUGAAACAAUUGGAUUUAGUUAGAUUUAGAUCUUGCUGUGGACUGCCACCAUUUAUAUCUAACAGCAAGAUGUGUAAAACCCAGUUUCAUGUACUAAAUGUUAUGAGUAGAAUAAACUGUGUUACUUUA
Populus nigra (black poplar) is the source of this 1499-nucleotide messenger RNA. RefSeq lists its product as uncharacterized. Lineage: Eukaryota; Viridiplantae; Streptophyta; Magnoliopsida; Malpighiales; Salicaceae. The coding region runs from base 344 to 886 and encodes 180 amino acids. The transcript has a single exon. The record is from RefSeq and is a predicted model, not a curated record.